Silurus meridionalis is the source of this 5741-nucleotide messenger RNA. RefSeq names its product protein inhibitor of activated STAT, 1b (gene pias1b). Gene Ontology annotation, molecular function: SUMO ligase activity; transcription coregulator activity; zinc ion binding. Bases 839 to 2794 code for a protein of 651 amino acids. The transcript has 17 exons. The record is from RefSeq and is a predicted model, not a curated record. Gene Ontology annotation, biological process: protein sumoylation; regulation of transcription by RNA polymerase II. NCBI's taxonomy places the organism in Eukaryota, Metazoa, Chordata, Actinopteri, Siluriformes, Siluridae.
GUGUUCAGGGGUGUUUUGUUUAUAUGAGCCGGUUUGCCAAAUGUGUCUGAAGAGUCCUGGUUAAGUCUGGGGUUGUGCUGCGGGACGGGGGAGCGUUGUUAUUGUUGUGAUGUUCGGACUUGCUGGUGUCAACUAGGUAGGCUGUAAGCUAACGGAGCUAGUUAGUUGUGUCAGAGGGAGAGAGAGCUAGCUAGCUAACCGCUUCCUCUUCAGCAUGGUUCAGCUCAGCUCGCUUCAGCGGAAAACUCAGUAUAGGCUUGACACAGGUUGUAGGUUUGUCCAAGCCGUUUUCUUGCCCUUAUUGGCCUGCGGUAUCCGAACCGAACCACUGUGUAGCCAGAAGCAGCAGGCUGGAGCUAGCUGGUCUCGCUCCGCCUGUGUGCGUAGGCUGUGUGGGUUUGCCAGCCGGCUAGCGAGCUGAGUAUUAUUAUCCAUAUCUGUAGCUCGAUAGGAUGGAUUAGAGAUGUCUACCGUAUAAAUGGUAAAAAGAUGUCACCUUAGUGAAAACGCAAACGGCGAAAGCCUUUUAUUCUUUUCAUGUCUGAGUGACACAAACUGAAUGUGGUGAAAUCCUGAAGGCUAGCUCUGUCUCCUGCCCUGACGGACCUGCUAAUGGUCAGAUAGCAUUAGCUGUGGGAGCAGCAGCUGAAACUACAUAUUAUUUGGCAGCAGUAAAAACACUGCUCCAACCACAAGAUAUCGAACUACACAAAAAAUAAAUGAGUCGACAAAGAAUGUGUCAGCAAAGGAAAACUACAGCAGCUGAUGAUCGAAACCUCGGAAGAGCUGUAAAGAAAAACCUCAAACAGUCUUUAACAACAACCUCCACAGAACGCAAAUGGUGAUGAGCCUGCGUGUCUCUGAACUGCAAGUACUCCUAGGAUACGCUGGUCGCAAUAAGCACGGGAGAAAGCACGAACUAUUGACCAAAGCACUCCACUUGUUGAAAGCUGGCUGCAGCCCUGCUGUACAGAUGAAGAUCAAGGAGCUUUACCGUCGCCGCUUCCCCACAAAAAUGGUGUCCCCGACAGACCUCUCGCUUUCCGGGGUUCACUCCACAACAGGUGUAACGUCUGCAGGUUUGCCUGCCAGCCUCACCCAACUCGGGUUUGACAGCCACGGUGCACCUUCGCCUCUGCUGCCUGUCUCUCUCCUGGGGCCCAAGCAUGAGCUGGGCCUUCCACACCUUCCUUCAUCCCUGCAUCCUGUCCAUCCAGAUGUCAAGCUCCAGAGGCUUCCUUUCUAUGAUGUGCUGGAUGAACUGAUCAAGCCCACCAGCCUGGUUCUUCCUUACUAUAAGCAGAUUAAAUUCACCUCAGACAAUAAUCAGAGGUUUCAGGAAACAUGCUUUGCAUUUGCGUUGACGCCACAGCAAGUACAACAGAUCAGCAGCUCGAUGGACAUUUCUGGGACCAAAUGUGACUUUUCAGUACAGGUUCAAUUAAGGUUUUGUUUAUCAGAGACGAGUUGUCCUCAGGAAGACCAUUUCCCACCAAACCUCUGUGUGAAAGUGAACGGAAAGCCCUGUAACCUCCCUGGCUAUCUUCCUCCAACUAAAAAUGGAGUAGAGCCAAAAAGACCAAGCAGACCCAUCAACAUUACCUCUUUGGUCCGUUUAUCCACAACAGUACCCAACACUAUUGUGGUAUCUUGGACAUCAGAAAUCGGCAGGAGUUAUUCUAUGGCAGUGUACCUCGUCAGACAGCAGUCGUCUUCAGUGUUGCUACAGAGACUACGGUCGAAAGGCAUCAGGAACCCAGACCACUCAAGAGCACUCAUCAAAGAGAAGUUGACUGCUGACCCUGACAGUGAGAUUGCUACCACCAGUUUGAGAGUCUCCCUACUCUGUCCGCUAGGGAAGAUGCGACUGAUGGUUCCAUGCCGAUCGCUGACCUGUUCGCACCUGCAGUGCUUUGACGCCACACUCUACAUACAAAUGAAUGAGAAAAAACCCACCUGGGUGUGUCCAGUGUGCGACAAGAAAGCUCCAUAUGAACACCUUAUCAUUGACGGGUUGUUCAUGGAGAUCUUAAACAGCUGUGUAGACUGCGAUGAGAUCCAAUUUAAGGAGGAUGGUAGCUGGGCACCCAUGAUAUCCAAAAAGGUGGUGCAGGAGGUGUCCGCUUCGUCCAACGGCUUAGAGGGUUCGUGUCGACCAGUGCUAUCUGAUCACAAAAACAGUUCAUCCCACACCAGCAGUAGCAACAAUAAAAAAGUGGAAGUGAUUGACCUUACACUGGACAGCUCCUCAGAUGAUGACAAUGAUGAUGAGCCUCCUCCAAAACGAGCCUGUCCAUCUCUUUCACCCACCUCACCAACAGUCACUAAAGGAGUGUUAAAUCUUCACCAUCAGGCAUCGCCAGUGACGCGUGCUCCAAGCAUGCCAGCAGUGGAGACAAACUAUAUUCCCCCUCCACCUCCUCUCAUUCAGGACUACCGCCACUAUUACCACACACCCAGUGACCUGUCAGAGCUGAAUUUCUUUUCAUUUUUACCAGGGGAAAAUCAUCCGCAUUACAACAUGGUUAUGGCAGCAGCAGCCGCAGCAUCUGCUUCUGCAUCAACAUCAGACGAUCAUGAGCUCCUCCGCUUCUUGCCCUAUAACUCUUCACAGUUGUACCUGGAUCAAACGGGCACGGCGCCGAGCAGUUCACUGGCACCACCCAAUGGCAGUGCGGGCAGCAGUAGCAGCCUGCAGGACAGCCAUGGGCACAGCAGUGUUGCCCGCUCACGGUCGGACACAGCGGCCUCAGUCAUAUUCGGCACUAUCUCAGACGUCAUUUCACUCGAUUGAGCACACAGGCACAGGAACCCAAAGACAAACAGGCCUCGCCGCACCAUCCACGUGGGACAUGAGAAGCAUGGUGUGCUUCAAGAGGAUUUUCGAGAUGAAUUAAAGAAAAGGAAAAGUGGGUGGGGGAAAAAGACAAAUGCCUUUGUAACAAAAAAGAAAAGAAAAAAAAGAAGAAGAAAAUGAAACGCUGUACAGAGAAGAAAUAUCUAUUUUCAGUUUUACUUUUGUAUAUAAACAAUAGGACGCUGCCUGCCCAGUGAGUGACUUCAGUUCAUAUUUUUUGUGUGAAUACUGAAGGUGUUUUUUCACUUCUCCAUGUGCUGUCCCUUGACUUAAACCUAUUCUCUAUCUUUUAUACUCUUUUUGCUAUUUUAUUUCACCUCAAACACUUCUUUCAGACCCAGUCAGUUUUAUUUUUUCUUUCUUUCUUUUUUAAGAGUCAAUAUGUUAUUUAAUGACACUUUUCUUGUGCAGGUAAUUUAUGAUGCUUUUAAGUUAUGUAGUUUGUAUGCUGUAUAAAAAGCAUUUCCUGAUGCCAUUACAGGAUCUAGCCAUGAGGCAUGCUCAGAACGGCAGACACCUCUAAUUCCAGCUUUGCAUUUACCUCCAUCUAGCGCUCAGUAAAGUAUGCGAAAGAAAGAAUUUUUUUUUUUUUUUCUCUUCCAGAUAUUUAUGCAGAGAUCAUGUUGCACACAUCUCCUACAACUUAUAAAACUAAAUGUUAAUUAUAAUGGUAAUUAUUUGAGGAUAAGUAGUUUGCUAUGAGUAAUUUAUCAACUGAGGAGAAAUGUAAUUGAAGGCUUGGUACUAUAGUGUGAUGCAUUUAUGAAGUUAAUCAAUCAACCUAAGAAGUAUAUUUAGACAACGUCAUGUAGCUGCAGAACAUAGUUAAUGAUGUGCCAUCCAAGGUUGUGUUUAAAUGAAAGAUUUCUCUGUCAUAACAGAAGACUAAUUGAGGUCUAGUGAACUGUCCACCUUCAGUUUUUAACAAAAUUAGAUCUUGAUUCACACUGUCUUUCCAGGCAUUGGGAAACCCAAUUGUUUCAUUUGAUUUUUUUUUUUUUUUUUUUAUGAUUCUGUUGUCUGUGUAAAUUUGACUGAACAAAAGCUGUAUUGCAUUGAUCAGAGUUUAUGAGCAAUGGCACGGGUACCAGGAAAUGGUAAACCCACAUAAUAUUCUGUGUUGGUAUCUGCUGUUUCCUGUUCAAAAGCUGUGUCAUGUGCUACUCUUCUACAACGUCAAGUUUUCAGGACUGUGAUAAUCAUCUCUCUGAAGGGAAAGUCAACAUUUUGACGAUUAAUAUAUUUUGUUACUUAUAGUGAUAAAAUCUGUGUGUGUGGGUGUGUGUGUAUGUGUGUAUGUAUAUAUAUAUAUAUAUAUAUAUAUAUAUAUAUAUAUAUAUAUAUAUAUAUAUAUAUAUAUAUAUAUAUACACACACACACACACACUUUGACGAUCGGGUCAUAACCGCUUGAGAAGAAAACUUACAGAUUUUUUUACGCCAAUAGAAAAACACUGAUCUUUAUUAAUGUGUAUGUAUGGUCUAAAUGUACAUACAUAAGAACUCAGUCUUUGGAUCUAUUUUCAACCAAAUCAACUUUUUCAAAGUCUGGUGCACACUUACAAUUUUUUUGUAUUGGCUUAGUUUGCUUUUCAAAUCGUUGUAAAAGUGUUGUGCCUUGUUAUAUUGCUGGUCCUCUAGAUCUUCCUUUGGCAUGCAGAAACCUAAAAAAUAGAUUCCUGCAUCCUGGCAUUCACCUUUAUUUCUUUAUGUAGAAAGGAAGGGUUUUUAAUAGUCAGAAUGCUUAACGUAUCUUUUUAAGUGACCUUUCAGUUUUAUUUAAAUGUUUCUUAUUUUUCCUGGUGAGGUCACAGCCACGUCACGUCAUCUUUGCCACCUCUUUCCCUCACUCUUGUUAAAAAAAAAAAAAAAGAAGAAAAAAAAGAUUUUAUUUAUUUUGUAAUCUAUAUAUUUUUAGUAUUUGUUUGACAAUUAUACUUUACUGUCAUUGUACAUUUAUUUCAAUAUUAAUUAUUUAAAGAGCCCUCGUCAUGUGCUUUGCAUAGUAGCAAGCAUCCUGUUAUUUGUCUUUGUGUUCCUUGUUUUGUCAUAUUGAUUUAUGUCUAUUCUGUACAUUUAAUUCCAUCUCCAGAAUCUAUGGUGUUGUCAGAUUUGACUAUUUUCAUUGCAAUUAAACACUUUAAACAUUUAAAAGCCAGCUGAGUGUGGACGAACUCUGGCGCAGUUAAGACCCAUUUUAAGAAAUGUUUAGAAAUGUUCAGAGGCUCAUCAGUUUGUUUAGCCACUGACUCCUUAUGCACAGCCAUUAUUACCUGUAGAAAUUGAAGCUUUCAUCAAAAUUUAAGUGUCGAUUGUAGAAAAUAUCUUCUAUUUCAUAUAGGCCAACAUUUAUACAUGUAGUACAUGCUAGUUAAUUCAAGUAAAAAUGAAAAAGAAGAAGAAAACCUUGUGCACAGAGGGGACCAUGAAUUGAUCUUAAGAACUUCAUGAGAAAAUUCUGCACUGGAAAUUUCAUUUUGGUGAGGCAUUAGAUUACACUGAACUUAAGCCAUUAAGAUGAAGUAGUCCAUAUCUAGAUUCAGGUAGAAGCACUGUCAUUUGUUAUUAUUUUAAAGAAUCGGCACGCUGUGCCAUACACGACUGACACUUAAACCAGUUACAGGUUUCCAGACAGAAUUCUACCACUAGAGAAGCGACCUAACCCGUUUUAGCUGUAGUGGUAAGACUGGUGUGCAUGAGAUCUCUCUGCCUUAAACUCUUGUAUUCUUUUUAUCAUGAAAGAAAUCAUUAUGUAUAUCAAGCCACUAUCAGUUUGUACAAAACAUCAAAUUAUUUAUUAUUUGAUUUGGGAUACAUUGUUUACCUAAUGAAUGUUAAUUGUUUAUGUAGAGAGUGGUUUAGCUGUAAUAAAACACAUGCAACUA